AUGAAGCCGAUUAUUUUGUUGUCCUUUCUAUUGACGUCUUGCCUAGCCUUGCCUCACGGUUUUAAGGUCAAGCCUGGUUAUACUCUACUCUCCGCCCCGGCCACUGUUUCCCUGUCAGGUGAAGGAAAAGUGGAAGGUUAUAGUGUAGAAACAGGAAUCACUCAUGGAGGAGCAAUUAUCCCUGGAGGAACUAUUACUUAUAGAGCCCUUGCUGGAAAACCACUGGAAGGUGAAGCCCAAGCUACAGGCUAUACAGUUAAAAGUGAAGGAGUAGCAAGUCCUAUUGACAUUGGAUAUACUGUCUAUGGUCCAGCUGCUAUAGCACUAAAAGGAGCAGAAGUUAAAGGUCAUGCCUACACAACGAAUGUUGCUCAUGGACGUGUGGUGGCUGCUCCUGCUGGGUAUGCAUUUCCUGGACCAGAUGCUGUUGUAGUUGAAGGAGGUGAGGUCAAAGGUCAUGAAUAUUCCACUGAAGUUGCUCAUGGAACUGCUGCAGCUGGUCCUUUAGAUGUUGGAUAUACUGUUCAAGGGCUAGGAACUGAUGUAUUUGUAGGUGGUGAAAUCAAAGGUCAUGCUUAUUCAACCAAUGUUGCUCAUAGUACUGGCAUUGAUGUUCCUGCUGCUGUUGCUGUUGAAAAUACCCCUUUUAGUGGAUACUCCUAUGCUAGUGAUGUAAGUCAUGGAGCUGCUGCUGCUUUUGCUGUAGGUGGUCCAGUUGCUGUUAAAGGAGACCCAAUCAGUGGAUACUCUUAUGCCAGUGAAGUAGGCCAUGGAGGUGCUGCCCCUGUUGCUGUAGGAAUUGGUGGUCCAGUUGCUGUUGAAGGUGAUCCCAUCAGUGGAUUCUCUUAUGCAAGUGAAGUAAGCCAUGGAGAUGCUGCCCCUGUUGCUGCUGCCCUUGGUGGUCCAGUUGCUGUUGAAGGUCAACCCAUUAGUGGAUUCUCUUAUGCCAGUGAAGUAAGCCAUGGAGAUGCUGCCCCUGCUGCUGUAGGCAUUGGUGGUCCAGUUGCUGUUGAAGGUCAACCCAUUAGUGGAUUCUCUUAUGCCAGUGAAGUAGCUCAUGGAGCUGCUUCCCCUGCUGCUGCUACCCUUGAAGGUCCAGUUGCUGUUGAAGGUCACCCCAUUAACGGAUACUCUUAUGCUAGUGAAGUAACCCAUGGCACUGCUGUCCCUGCUGCUGUUGGUGAUCCAGCUGCUGUUGCUGUUAAAGGUGUUCCCAUCAAUGGAUACUCAUAUUCCAGUGAAGUAGGACAUGGAGUUGCUGCCCAUGAUGCACUUGCUGUUGAAGACCCAUCUUUGAUAGGUUAUUCUUAUUCUUCUAAAGUUGGGCAUGAUGCAGGUGCCAUUGCUGUUGGAGGUGUUGGUUCUAUUGCUAUUGGAACCCCUGGAGCAAUUACUGUUGAUCAACCCGCUGUGAGUGAUUAUUCCUAUUCUUCUGAAGUCGGACAUGCUGAUGGAGUUGCAGUUGCUGGCCCUGUUGCAUAUGGUGUUGGUGUGAGUUCUGUUGCUGGACCUGCUGUGAAGGGUUAUUCAUAUUCUUCUGAAGUUGGACAUGCUGAUGGAGUUGCAAUUGCUGGCCCUGUUGCAUAUGGUGUUGGUGUGAGUUCUGUUGCUGGACCUGAUGUGAAGGGUUAUUCAUAUUCUUCUGAAGUUGGACAUGCUGGUGGACUUGCAGUCGCUGGCCCUGUUGCAUAUGGUGUUGGUGUGAGUUCUGUUGCUGGACCUGCUGUGAAGGGUUAUUCAUAUUCUUCUGAAGUUGGACAUGCUGAUGGAGUUGCAGUUGCUGGCCCUGCAUAUGGUAUUCGUGGUGUUGGAGCAACUGUUGCUGUUGGUCCUGCUGUGAAUCGUUAUUCCUAUUCUUCUGAUGUUGGAGCUGUUGGUGGUGUAGCUGUAGCUGAGCCUGCUGCGUAUGCUGUUAAGAGUGGAGCACUUGACGGAUUUUCCUACAGCAGUGAUAUCCCAGUUCCUCACGUUUCAGCCAUUACAGGCCCUAUUUUUGCCAGAGGCUUGUCUUCUUACGUAGCCGAAAAUGUUCCUGUCGAUGCUUUAUCCCUACGAAAGUCUAUUGAAGUCCAUUAAGAAAGACUAAAUUUAUUUUCAUCACCCAAAACUGUGAACUGAUCUAACAAAUAGCAGCUAAUAGAAUAACAUAUAAUAUUAGCGUUUUUACGCUGAAAAAUGUUGCUACAGUGUGUCCUAAAUGAAAUGCUUUAAUAACUAAAUCUACCUGCCUUCUACAGUCUUCAGAAAUCGCAAAUGAAAUUCACUUAUGAACCUCUCUUGUGUAAAAGCCUAUUGUAUAAAAUAUUUCCUUGUUUAAUUUGU
Messenger RNA from Limulus polyphemus (Atlantic horseshoe crab), 2322 nucleotides. Its product is annotated as elastin-like. The record is from RefSeq and is a predicted model, not a curated record. Bases 1 to 2076 code for a protein of 691 amino acids. Lineage: Eukaryota; Metazoa; Arthropoda; Merostomata; Xiphosura; Limulidae. The transcript has 3 exons.